UUGGCCAGUGAUAAAUGUCAGUUGUCACAAGCAUGAUGGAAGCAACAUAAAAGUGAUAAGAAAUGAUCUGAAAUGUUCAUUACUUUUUGAUUUAAAUCGUUCUUUAUCUGCGUUAUUGUAAUGUAGUUAUUCGGAGGUGUGCGUCUAAAAAAUUUUUAACAAUGUCUUCGCUGGCGAUGCAGCAGUUUGUUGCGGGGUUGAAAUCCCGUAACCCUGACUUUCGUCAAAAAACAGCUCGAGAAUUAAGCUUAUACGUGAAGAGCGAACUUCGAGAGGCCACCCCUGAUGAAAUAACCAGUUUUUUGGAUGACUUCAACCAUCAUAUCUUCGAAAUGGUGUCGAGCAAUGACCCUAAUGAGAAGAAGGGUGGAAUUUUAGCCAUUGUUUGCUUAAUUAGUGUGGAUUUUGGUAACAUGACAACUCGAAUAUCUCGUUUUGCCAACUACUUGAGAAACUUGCUUCCUUCAAGUGAUGUUAGUGUCAUGGAGUCAGUUGCUAAAACUAUGGGUAGACUGGCACUUGUUUCUGGAUCUAAAGCAUCCGAAUAUGUUGAAUUCGAAGUAAAACGGGCUUUUGAAUGGUUGACUGGAGACCGAAUUGAAGGCAAGCGGCAAGCCGCUGUACUGGUUUUGAAAGAGCUGGCUUUAACAAUGCCCACAUACUUUUAUCAGCACGUUUCUCAGUUUUUUGAUUUGAUAUUUUUUGCAAUACAAGAUCCAAAGCCAGCCAUCAGGGAGAGUGCCGUUGAAGCAUUGAGAGCUGCUUUAGUGGUGACGGCACAGAGGGAGACUGCUAAGCAGAAUCAGAGGCCCCAAUGGUACAAACAAUGCUACGACGAAUCCGUAAAAAUGCUGUCUGUCGAGCGAGGCGAGCGAAUGAAAGAAGAACGCGUGCACGGUUUCCUUCUUAUAAUAAACGAAUUAGUUCGCUGUUCAAACGCAGAUUGGGAGCGCAAAUACAAAAGUUUACUUGAACGAACUGAUACUAAACAAACCGUCGAAACUAGUUUCAAUUUCACAAAGUCACGGUUCGUUUUCUCAGUCAGCAGACGCAUACCUCAGUACCAAGCAGUGUCUUUAGCUCCUUCUCAAAUCGCCAUCAUAGAAUCACAAAUCUGCCGUCAGCUUGUCUCCGAAAAAUUUGACUACAUGUGUUUGGACGUGUUGUCUCAAAGACUGUCACGCUCUUCGCACAUACAACAAAGUUUCUUAACUAUUUUGCCGCGUUUAGCAACGUUUGACCGAGGAAACUUUGUCAAACAACAUUUAAGUACUGUGAUGAACCAUAUUUUUAACAUUAUUAAGAGUAGAGAAAAAGAGAGAGCCAAAGCAUUUGUAACGAUAGGAAUGAUCGCCAUAGCUGUGGAAUCCGAUAUAGAGCCUUACGUUGAAAGGAUAAUGGAAAUAAUCAGGAUGUAUCUGCCUAGAGGAGAUAUCUUAGGCCGGAAGAAGAGUCCCAUUGACGCUUCCAUUUUUAAUUGUGUUACUUUCAUGUCGCAUGCCCUAAAAAAUCACGGAAAGAUGGAAAUACCCAACCUACUCGAACCUAUGUUAGCUACUGGACUUACUGCUUCUUUGACAAUAUGUCUGAGAGAACUGUCACGUAAGGUCCCAGAACAUAAAGAGAAAAUUAGUUUGGGAUUGUUAAAAAUGCUGUCUUACAUUCUUCUCAACAAGCCUUUAGUCCAUCCAGGAAUGCCUCGUCAUCUUACCGGAACCGUCAUGUCUUUGGGAAUCCCCGAAGUGAGCGACACUCAAAUUAUAGUACUUGCAUUAAAAACACUAGGCACUUUUGACUUCGAAGGCCAGCGUUUACUCCCGUUUGUUCAUCGUUGUGCUAACCACUUCUUGGUUCAUGAUAAUAACGAAAUUCGAUUGGAGGCAGUUCGCACAACGUGUCGUUUGCUGAGACAUGCAAUUCAUAGUACGGCUAAAAACUCCUCUGAAACGGUCACUAAAACAGUGGCUGCCGUAUUGCAUAGACUGCUUAGUGUGGGUUUGACAGAUACCGAUCCAAACGUUAGAUAUGGGGUUCUUAUUUCUUUAGAUCGCACUUUCGAUAACCAUCUAGCCCAGGCCGAGUCUUUAAGUGCAUUGUUUGUAGCCUUGCAAGAUGAGAUGUUCGAAAUUAGAGAAGUGGCGCUUUUCACUAUUGGAAGGUUAAGUGCCAUGAAUCCAGCCUACGUGAUGCCCUCACUUCGAAAAACCUUGGUGCAGCUGUUGUCAGAACUGGAGCACUCGGGAAGUGGAAGAAAUAAGGAGCAGGGAGCGAGAAUGGUGGAUCAUCUGGUCGUGAGUGCUCCGAGAAUGAUACGCCCAUACAUGGAACCUAUUUUAAAGGUUCUUGUUCCUAAACUCCGUGAUCCUGAGCCUAAUCCAGGCGUCGUUCUCUCCGUCCUUCUAACUAUCGGCGACCUAGCAGAAGUGAGCAGCGGUGGUACCGAACUCCAAGAAUGGAUGCAAGAACUGAUGGGCAUUUUAUUGGAAAUGUUAGGCGACGCUUCAGCCCCAGAGAAACGAGGGGCUGCCUUAUGCACUCUCGGACAACUUGUUGGUGUUACCGGUCAUGUGAUCCAACCAUACACACAGUAUCCGGUGUUGUUGGAUGUGUUGCUGAAUUUUUUGAAAACUGAACAGCAAUCGUAUAUACGGAGGGAAACGAUUCGAGUUUUGGGACUUCUAGGUGCCUUGGAUCCGUACAAGCAUAAAAUAAACCGAGGAGAAAUCGACUAUUAUCCAGAAGCACCAGUUUUGAUCCCCAUGACUGAUAAAGGAGAGGAUUUGAAUGCUGAUUUAACAUCGAGCGAGAUGUUAGUGAACAUGAGCUCUAAUACUCUGGAGGAGUAUUAUUUGGCGAUUGCUAUAGCAACUUUGAUGAGGAUUAUCAAAGAUCCUACUUUGGCACAGCAUCACACUAUGGUUGUUCAAGCAGUUACUUUUAUUUUCAAAAGUUUGGGAAUUAAGUGUGUGCCGUAUAUUUCACAAGUUUUGCCCAGUUUGUUGUAUGUAGUGAGGACAGCUGACGUUAAUUUCAAAGAGUUUUUGUUCCAACAACUUGCACAGCUGAUCUACAUCGUUAAGCAACACAUUCGAAAUUACUUAGACGACAUAUGUCAAUUGAUUAAAGAAUUCUGGACACCAAGUAGUACCAUCCAAGGCACACUUAUUUUAUUAGUAGAACACAUCGCAGUUGCACUGGGUGCGGAAUUUAAAGUAUAUCUUCCAAAAAUGCUGCCUCACAUUUUACGUGUUCUAAAUCAUGACACUUCGAAGGAGAGAUUAUACACCAUUAAACUUUUAGAAGCCUUGCAUAAUUUUGGCAAUAAUUUAGACGAGUAUAUGCACCUGAUUUUACCACCAAUCGUGCGAUUGUUUGAUGCGCAAGACUGUCCACUAGUUGUUUCAAAAAAAGCUCUAGAAACCAUCGACCAGUUAGCGGAAAUUAUCGAUUUCUCCGACUUCAUUUCGAGAAUUGUACACCCUUUGGUCCGGACAAUCGAUAAUUGUCCAGAAUUACGACCAACAGCAAUGGAUACCUUGUGUUCUCUUAUGCAACAAUUAGGACGUAAGUUUAGCAUUUUUGUACCUCUGAUACAAAAAGUGAUGUCAAAACAUAAAAUACAGCAUAGUAAGUUUGAUAUGCUAGUGUCUAAGAUACAAAACGAAACAACGUUGGCAGAAGAUGGCGAUUUUCCAAUGCCUAGAUCUAAAUCUAGUCUGAAAAAUCGUGAUCCUGCGAUGCCUGCAGACAGCGGAAUGAUACAAAGAUUGAAGGUUUCUGAAUCUAACCUCCAACAGGCUUGGACUCCGGUUCGUAGAGUUUCAAAAGAUGAUUGGUUAGAGUGGCUGAGGAGGUUAAGCAUUGAACUUUUAAAACAAUCACCAAUUCCGGCGUUACGUUCGUGUUUGACUUUAGCUCAGACUUAUUCACAGUUACCUAGAGAUCUUUUCAACGCAGCUUUCGUCAGCUGUUGGUCGGAACUUGGUGAAAGCAUGCAAAAAGAACUGAUUACGUGCUUGGAACAAGCGCUUACAGUGCCUGAUGUACCGGAAAUUACACAAACUAUUCUAAAUUUGGCUGAAUUCAUGGAGCACUGCGAUAAGGGACCAUUACCACUGGAUACACACAUUUUGGGAUCCCACGCUAUGCAUUGUCGAGCGUACGCAAAAGCGUUACAUUACAAAGAAGAAGAAUUUCAAAGAGGAGCUAGUAGUCAAGUAGUUGAAGCUCUUAUUUCCAUUAAUAAUAAAUUACAGCAAAAAGAGGCGGCUGAAGGGUUGCUGCAGUACGUUAUGCAGCGAGACAUGCAAGUGCAAGUGAGGUGGUACGAAAAGCUACACAACUGGGAAAAAGCCUUACGUUUAUAUAUCGAAAAAAUGGAAGUAGAUAACGCGGACCAAGAAGCUUGUUUGGGAAGGAUGAGAUGUUUGGAAGCUUUAGGAGAAUGGGGCGAACUUCAUCAAAUUGUAGAAAAGAACUUUAUUGUAUUGUCAGAUGAUAACAAACAGAAAGCUAGUAGAUUAGCAGCAGCCGCUUCGUUUGGCUUACACGAUUAUAGAUCCAUGGAAAGGUACGUCAACGUGAUACCAAGAGAUACUCAAGAUGGUGCAUUUUACCGUGCCAUUUUAGCUAUACACAAAGAAGAUUACGAAGCGGCUCAAAGAUUUAUCGAUUCCGCUCGUGAUCUUCUGGAUAAUGAAUUGACUGCAAUGGCAGGCGAGUCUUAUCAGCGGGCAUACGGUGCUAUGGUUAUGGUUCAAAUGCUGUCUGAAUUGGAAGAGGUGAUGCAAUAUCGUUUAGUUCCUGAACGCAGACCCACGCUCAAAGCUAUGUGGUGGCAAAGGUUGCAAUCUGGGCAGAGACUGGUUGAAGAUUGGCAGAGAAUCAUUCAAGUUCAUUCGUUGGUUUUGACGCCCCAAGAAGAUAAAAGAACGUGGGUAAAAUAUGCUUCCUUGUGCAGAAAGAGUGGUUCUUUGAUGCUUUCCCAAAAAACGUUAGUGAUGUUGCUGGGGUACGACCCGAGCGAACGCCCUGAUAUGCCCCUUCCUAAAAACCAACCCCACGUAACUCUGGCCUACACGAAACAUUUAUGGGUUGCUCAAGAAAAACAGAAGGCCUAUCAGAAGUUGUCACAGUUUGUAGCAGAAUAUACGCACAGCGAACCUAGCGAUGAUGUUACCAUUGAAGAGAAAAAGCGACUCCUGGCUCGAUGUUAUCUGAAGUUAGGUGCCUGGCAAGAAGUUUUAGAAGGAAUAAAUGAGACGUCAAUUCCGUUUAUUUUGAAAUGUUACAAACAAGCGACUGAGCAUGAUCCGCAGUGGUACAAAGCUUGGCAUGCUUGGGCUUAUAUGAAUUUUGAAACUGUGUUGUACUACAACCAUCAGGAAGAGAAAACCCACUACACCGUUUUAGCUGUUCAGGGUUUCUUCAAAUCGAUUAACUUAUCGAAGGGAAGUUCGUUACAAGAUACGCUACGUCUUCUGACUUUGUGGUUUGAUUAUGGCGACUGGCCUGAAGUAUACGAUGCCAUUGUUGAAGGAAUAAGACUCGUGGAAAAGAAUACGUGGCUUCAGGUUAUACCUCAGUUGAUUGCUAGGAUUGAUACGACGGCGUUAGUCUCUAAGUUAAUUAAUCAUCUUCUCGUGGAUAUCGGAAAAACGCAUCCCCAGGCUUUAGUGUAUCCAUUAACAGUCGCUACCAAAAGCAACUCGAUACGUAGAAGAAACGCGGCUAAUAGUAUAUUGAAAUCGAUGAGCGAACAUUCGCCGACUUUAGUCAGUCAGGCCAUGAUGGCCUCUGAAGAACUAAUCCGUGUAGCUAUUUUAUGGCAUGAAAUUUGGCAUGAAGGUUUAGAAGAAGCCUCAAGACUAUACUUUGGGGAACGAAAUGUUAAAGGAAUGUUGCGCAUUCUUGAACCCCUUCAUGCGAUGAUGGAACGUGGCCCACAAACAUUAAAAGAAACUAGCUUCAAUCAAACCUACGGGAGAGACUUGAACGAAGCUCAAGAGUGGUGUCAAAGAUAUAAGCUCUCAAGCAAUAUACGGGAUUUAAACCAGGCCUGGGAUCUGUACUAUCAUGUGUUCAGGCGAAUUUCGCGCCAGCUACCUCAACUAACUUCACUCGAACUCCAGUACGUGUCUCCGAAUUUACUAGUUUGCCAAGAUCUAGAAUUGGCCGUGCCUGGCAGCUACAGUCCGGGUCAACAAGUGGUUAGAAUUGCGUAUUUCAAUAGAUCUCUGGAGGUAAGCUGGCAGAGCAGGGCGGUAGAUAUUUUAAAAAUAAUGUUACAGGUGAUCACUUCAAAGCAGCGUCCAAGAAAAUUGGUGAUCAGAGGCAGCAACGGAAAAGAAUACAUGUUUUUGCUCAAAGGUCAUGAAGAUUUAAGACAAGAUGAAAGAGUCAUGCAGUUAUUUGGUUUAGUAAAUACCCUUUUGAUGAAAGAUCCUGAUACAUUUAGGCGUAAUUUGACAAUCCAAAGGUAUGCCGUCAUUCCGCUUAGUACUAAUUCGGGUCUGAUAGGGUGGCUACCACACUGCGACACCUUACACACGCUGAUCAGAGACUACCGCGACAAAAAGAAAAUUUUGCUUAAUAUAGAACACAGAAUUAUGUUGCGGAUGGCUCCCGAUUAUGAUCAUUUAACUGUAAUGCAAAAAAUGGAGGUGUUCGAGCACGCCCUGGAACAUACACAUGGCGACGACUUAGCUAGGUUAUUGUGGUUGAAGAGUCCUUCAUCUGAAGUGUGGUUUGACAGAAGGACAAAUUACACUAGGUCAUUGGCUGUGAUGUCAAUGGUGGGAUACAUUCUUGGUUUGGGAGACAGGCAUCCUUCUAAUUUGAUGUUGGAUAGAUUAAGUGGCAAAAUCCUUCACAUAGAUUUUGGGGACUGUUUCGAAGUAGCCAUGACACGGGAAAAAUUCCCCGAAAAAAUUCCUUUCCGUUUGACCAGGAUGUUAAUAAACGCGAUGGAGGUGACUGGAAUUGAGGGAACGUACAGGAGAACGUGCGAGUCUGUGAUGUCUAUGUUACAUAGAAAUAAAGACAGCUUGAUGGCUGUAUUGGAAGCUUUUGUAUAUGAUCCGUUACUCAAUUGGAGACUGAUGGAUAUUGAGGUUCGGAAUUUGCCGAUGAAUAAUGAUUCAAUGUCGACCAGUUGUUCGCAAAAGCAAGACUUGUCUGAAUCGUUAAAUAUUCCGAAAAGAGAGUUGUUAAUGGCAGAUGAUAACGAACCACAACAUGAAGUUAAUGCAAGGGCGGUUAUUAUUAUUAAUAGGGUGCGGGAUAAGUUGACUGCGAAUGAUUUUGGAACGGAGGAACCACUAACUAUUCCAAAACAAGUAGAUUUGUUAAUACAGCAAGCCACGAGUAAUGAAAAUUUAUCCCAAUGCUAUAUAGGUUGGUGUCCGUUUUGGUAACUGUUUCUUUUUUUCUUUCAGUACAAUUAUGUCUUGAGUACAAAGGUGAUAUAGUUAGGUUUCAACAUUCUUCAUAACAAUAUGUGAAAUAUAUAUCCAAACAAAUCUUUGUAGUUAUUAGUUUGUAAAAAAAGUAAUUACGUAAUUAGAAUCACAAAUAUUAAUUCAAGGCCGUUUUAUAAGUUUAAAUGUUCGCCUAACUAAAUCACUGAUUAGAUAACAAAAUGGAUUGUUUUGCCUUUCCAAGAUUUAUAUCUGGUCGUUUUCGUGAUAAAGCGCUUGUCAAGUAAUACUUAAACACAUUGGAGAGUGUGUUAUCUACCUUCUACUUAGUUUUGUUUAUCUAUAUCUUAUUUUUUAUAUUAUCUACUAAAAAUUAAAGACUUAAUAUUA
Molecule: messenger RNA, 7808 nt
Organism: Zophobas morio
Lineage: Eukaryota; Metazoa; Arthropoda; Insecta; Coleoptera; Tenebrionidae
Gene: Tor
Product: serine/threonine-protein kinase mTOR
Exons: 13
Coding region: 162-7415 (2417 amino acids)
Biological process (GO): protein phosphorylation; TOR signaling; negative regulation of macroautophagy
Cellular component (GO): TORC1 complex; nucleus; TORC2 complex
Molecular function (GO): protein serine/threonine kinase activity; protein-containing complex binding; protein binding
Source: RefSeq, a predicted model, not a curated record